CACCACCACUGCCUUAUAAAAUGCAUGUUCACAGCUUGCGAGCACUGAGAAGCUCAGGAAGUCGAGACUCCAUACCUUAGGCAUUCAACGACCAGAAACAAAAGGAUUGACAACGUUUGUUGUUCACGUAAAGGCUUUUCGCUCUUUUUUAAGUUUAGUUGGAUCCUAUCUUUUGGUUCGAAAAGCAGAACGAAAAUGCGUCUUAUCCAGAAUAUGUCCACCAUUGCCGAGUGCGCAACCCCGGAAUACACGCUUGCAAGCCGGGCUAUUAAGAUUGCAGUCAUAGGAGGAAGCGGAGUCGGCAAAACAGCGCUGGUGGUGAGGUUCCUGACAAGGCGCUUCAUUGGAGACUAUGAGAGAAAUGCUGGCAACCUGUACUCCAGAGAGGUCCAGGUGGAUGGAGACCAAGUCAGCCUCCAGGUUCAGGACACCCCAGGCGCUGAGCUGGCCGACAAUGGCAUCAUCAUUCCCGAUCAUGUGACCUGCUCCAUCCAGUGGGCCGACGCCGUGGUGCUGGUGUUCUCUGUAACUGACCGCCGCAGCUUCGACUUGAUAUCCCAGCUGCACCAUCUGGUGGCCCACACCUCCACUGGUAGAGGAGGCACCAGCACGCUACCCGUCAUCCUGCUGGCUAACAAGGUCGACCUGCUGCACCUGAGGCGUGUGGACCCACAGCAGGGUCCCUUGCUGGCUGCCACUCUGGGCUGUGCCUUCUAUGAGGUGUCGGCCAGUGAGGACUACAGCCAGGUACACGGCGCUUUCCACCGACUGUGCUGCCAGAUCGCCAAACAGCCGCUUCCUGCCCCACCGCCCGUCCAAAGUGCCCCUGCCGAGAAGCGGCGCUCGCCACUCAUCCCCAGACCAAAGUCACCCAACAUGCAGGACCUGAAGAGGCGCUUCAAGCAGGCGCUGUCAGCCAAGGUCAGGACUGUAACCUCUGUGUGACGAGGUGGACAGCGGGGGGUCGGAACUACAGGUGGUCCACAGUAACAGUGGAAUUUUUGAAGCUUCUCACAUGAAGUCCUGUGCUGGCAGAGAUGAGGUAGAGGUGAGGUGGUGAGGUGUCACAUCCCGCAGCAACAAGAAGGCUUAGCAGGUGUUGAGGACACACACACAAACACACCAUAAAAGAAGACAUUCUUUUAUUUUGUUGUCUUCAAUGGUGGUGCUACCACACAUGAGGGGACAUGAUGGAGAUGGGAGGUGUAGUAUGGCAGCGUUAUCACUGAUGCACUUUAAACAGGAAGUAACCGAGGGGCCUGUUGUUAUUUAUUAUUUGUUGCCAAUUCACAUGGUUUGUGUUCACAAUAAAAUGAUGAA
Molecule: messenger RNA, 1320 nt
Organism: Doryrhamphus excisus (bluestripe pipefish)
Lineage: Eukaryota; Metazoa; Chordata; Actinopteri; Syngnathiformes; Syngnathidae
Gene: rasl11b
Product: RAS-like, family 11, member B
Molecular function (GO): GTPase activity; GTP binding
Source: RefSeq, a predicted model, not a curated record